Molecule: messenger RNA, 3555 nt
Organism: Mytilus trossulus (common blue mussel)
Lineage: Eukaryota; Metazoa; Mollusca; Bivalvia; Mytilida; Mytilidae
Exons: 1
Source: RefSeq, a predicted model, not a curated record
UUUGAUCAAGUUCACGCUAGUAAUAAGCCAUCUCCACAAAGAAGUUCGUCUGUGCAGGCGUCUCAUGAUAGAAGUCUACCUGUGCAACAAUCUUUUUGCAUAGAUUCUCCUGUGCCACAACAACCAUCUGUAAGUACAGAUUCUGUAACAUUAGCUAGUACAGCUACCCAACAAAGACAAUCAAAAGAACUUGAAGCCAAACGUAUUAGAUUAAAGUGUUUAGAAACUGAGAUUGAGAUUCGGAAGCAAACAGCAGAGUUAGAGGCACUGUUAGAGUUGAAAAGUGCUCAAAGUGACUAUCUGUUAAGUUUAGAUGAUCAUGAUCAGACUUUAGUUAAAAGAAUAGAUUCUGAUGAACGAUUCCGUAGGGACACAAAGACAGACUCUAAUAACAACAACCAUGUAACUUUUUCAUCUAGUACUCCACAUGGUCAGGCUAGCCAAAGGUUCACAAGUGAUAAUUAUGAACAACCAAGUCAUAUUGAACCAGUGUCAACGCUAAAUGCAUCUGCUUCAGCAUUUAAACCAAGAACAAUAGAUGAUUCAACCUUACAAUCUGCCACUGGACUAAGUCGCUUUUUGAUUAAGAAAGAUCUCAUCUUAAAUCGCCUAUCGAAAUUUGACGAUAAUCCCAUGCUAUAUGUUUCAUGGAAAAUAAGUUUUAAGGGCAUCAUGCUAGAAUUAGACACUUCAUCUACAGAAGAACUCGAUUUAUUAGUACGUUGGCUGGGGCCUGAGUCAUCAAAACAUGCGUCAACCAUUCGUGCAUGUAAUGCGAUAAAUCCAGGUUUAGCAGUUGAGAAAAUUUGGGAACGACUAGAACAAAGGUUCGGUUCGCCAGAAGUCAUAGAGACAUGCUUAAAAAGAAGAAUUUCGUCAUUCAAGGUCAUUGACAAACAAGACCCAAAACGCUUAUAUGAGUUAGCAGACCUUGCUUCUGAAAUAGCUUCAAUAAAAUGUCAACCUCAGUAUAACAUUCUGUUUUCGUAUUUUGACUCCUCGACAGGAGUUAAUCUCCUCAUUUCCAAACUGCCAUGGAAUCUCCGUGAGAAAUGGACAUCAGAUGCAACAAGAUACAAGGAACGAGAACAAUGUGUCUAUCCUCCGUUUACAUUUUUCGAACAAUUCAUACAGAGAAUCGCUAAAAUGAAGAAUGACCCAAGUUUUCAACUUACCGGUACUCAUGAGAAAACAAGUAGUGCAAGCGAACAAGAUCGCACGUAUAGGAAAUCGUACAGAAAUGUGAACAUUUCUACUCAUAAAACAGAAACAAUUGCAGAGGAAAGAAAAACAAACAAUGAGUUACACAAGGAAAAUUUGUGCCCGAUACACAAGACAAAUCAUCUUCUUAAUGAUUGUAUGGCAUUCCGGAAGAAACCCUUAUCGGAAAGACGAAACUUUAUUCUAACAAACAGUAUUUGUUUCAAAUGUUGUGGUCCAACAAAGCAUAGGGCUGCAAACUGUAAAUGUGACAAUAUUAAAUGUGCUAUAUGUAAGAGUCAAUCACAUCCCACAGCACUUCAUGUGGAGGUCUCAGUCCAAGAAGGGGAGGGGACCAAGGACUCUGGUGAUGAUGUUAAGGUGUCGUGUACACAGGUGUGUGGGUAUCCUGAAAAUACAAGCAAAUCAUGCGCCAAAAUUAUUCCGGUAAAAAUUGUAAAUCACAACAUGCCUGAAAAACAUCGUAUUGUAUACGCAAUGAUUGAUGAUCAGAGUUCGCAUACAUUAGCAACAUCUAAUCUCUUUAACGCAUUCCAGGAUCAUGGACCUGAUAUUAAUUAUUCGUUGAUUUCUUGUGCUGGUAAAGUUCAAGCGAGUGGUAGGCAAGGAACUGGAUAUUCUGUUCAGUCUUUAGAUGGAAGUUGUAUGUAUAAAUUGCCAAACAUUAUAGAAUGUAAUGACAUUCCUUGCAACCGAGACGAGAUUCCGUCUACAGAAAUUGCGUUUCAAUAUCCCCAUCUCAAAUCAAUAUCCAAAUAUAUUCCUAAAGUGAUGGAAGACAUAGAAAUAGAGCUAUUAAUUGGUCGAGACAUAUCUGCAGUGCAUUAUGUUUUAGAUCAGAGAACUGAGGGAGACCGGCUCCCAUUUGCACAAAAGUUACCCUUAGGUUGGGUCAUUGUUGGACAAGUCUGUCUUGGAAAUGCACAUAUGCCUGAAAUAACUGUAUACAAAACAUACAUCACAAAUAGCGGUCGACCAACAUUAUUUGAACCUUGUCAAAGUAAAAUUAAGGUUGAAACCGAUUUGUUUAUAAAAACAGAUAAGGAUAACAAAAUAGGACUUUCAGUGGACGAUACACGUUUUCUAAGGUUAAUGGACUCUGAGUUUGAAAAAGACACUGAUGGGCAUUGGACCGCACCUUUGCCAUUUCGUAAGAAUAUUCAACCAUUGCCAGAUAACAAAGCUCUUGCGUUAAAACGCGCCAAUUCUCUUGACAUGAAUUUCCGCCGUAAUCCUACUAAGUUGGAACAUGUGAAGUCGUUUAUGGACAAAAUAUUUGAACGUGGUCAUGCUGAAAAAGCACCAAGCCUAUUACCGAAUGAUAAGCGAUGGUAUUUGCCCAUGUUCGGGGUAUACCAUCCUCGAAAGCCAGAAUCUAUCAGAGUUGUUUUUGAUUCGUCCGCUCAAUUUGGAGGUGUAGCCCUCAAUGAUGUGUUAAUGUCGGGCCCAGACUUGUCGAAUAGUCUUCAAGGAGUUCUGCUUAGGUUUCGUCGUGAACGCGUUGCAGUAACCGCUGAUGUGGAACAAAUGUUUCAUAACUUCCGUGUUAAGACCGAUCAUCGCAACUAUCUUCGUUUCUUAUGGCACCCAAAUAGUGAUUUAAGUAAACCUCUGGAGGAGUUUAGAAUGACAGUUCAUGUAUUUGGCAACAGCCCUUCACCAGCUGUUGCCACAUAUGGUUUGCGUAGAUCUGUCCAAACGGCAUCUCUAGACGUUCAGAAAUUUGUAUCUAAGAAUUUCUACGUCGAUGAUGGACUAAUAAGUUGUUCAAGUGUGUGCGAAGUCGUUGAUUUAGUGAAGAAUACACAAAGUGAAUUGAUGAAAGGCGGCAGAUUAAGACUACACAAAAUUGCGUCGAACUCAACAGAAGUACUUAAACAAUUUGCUAAAGAUGAUCUUGCGAAAGACUUGAAAAACAUUGACAUUGACGAAGAGAGUUUACCGUUGCAAAGAAGUCUAGGCAUAUCAUGGGACAUUAAUUUAGAUGCCUUUGUAUUUAGUGUCGAUACAGAACCGAAGCCAUUCACGCGCCGUUGGGUGCUCUCUACUAUCAACAGCUUAUUCGACCCCAUUGGUUUUACCGCACCAGUAACUCUAGAAGGAAAGUUAUUGCUACGCGAGAUUAUGUCAUGCUCUUCAUCUACCGACUGGGAUGAUCCGCUAGAGGAAGAUUUUCAUAAACGCUGGAAAUUAUGGGUUGACUCGUUGAAGAACCUUUGUGAUUUGUGUAUUCCAAGAAUGUAUUGUAUUUAUUCAGUUGAGAAUGCAAGUAGGUUAGAAGUUCAUGUUUUUUGUGAUGCAUCGAAGGAAGCUGUAGCCGCCGUUGCGUACUAA